This is a messenger RNA of Copidosoma floridanum, 2683 nucleotides long. It is a transcript of the gene Oseg1, whose product is annotated as intraflagellar transport protein Oseg1. Gene Ontology annotation, molecular function: protein binding. Gene Ontology annotation, cellular component: intraciliary transport particle A; non-motile cilium. The record is from RefSeq and is a predicted model, not a curated record. NCBI's taxonomy places the organism in Eukaryota, Metazoa, Arthropoda, Insecta, Hymenoptera, Encyrtidae. Gene Ontology annotation, biological process: non-motile cilium assembly; intraciliary retrograde transport; protein localization to cilium.
UGUAAUCUUAAAUUCACGUUUACUAUUAUUAAAAAGUCAAUAAAUACACAAGUUAAUGUUAGGUUGAAGUUACUUUUUAAUUAUUUUUAAUUAUUUAAUUUUUAUGGAUUAAAAUACAUUCCUCUACAGUUCUUGGAAAUUAUCUUGUGAUAUUAUGCUGGCUGAUGUAACGUGGGUGGACAGGGUUCAGGAAAAAACUGAAAAAUGCAUAUAUGAUCUUUGUUAUAAUCCAAGUGGAACUCAAUUGAUUGUAGCUGCUGGACAUAAUGUUUUAAUUUAUGAAAGUAAUGAUGGUGCAUUGGUUCAGUUAUUAAAAGGUCACAAAGAUGUUGUUUACUGUGUAUGCUAUGCAAAAGAUGGUAAAAAGUUUGCCUCAGGAAGCGCAGAUAAGACAGUUAUUAUUUGGACUUCUAAAUUAAUAGGACUUUUGAGAUAUUCCCAUAAUGAAUCUAUACAAACCAUGCACUUCAAUCCAUUAUCUCAUCAACUUCUUAGUUGCUCGAUUUCUGAUUUUGCAUUAUGGUCAGCUGAACAAAAAGCUGUUCAAAAAUUUAAAUGUGGUGGAAGAGUUAAUUGCUGUGCUUGGACUAGGGAUGGUCAGUUCAUGGCCCUGGGCCUGGCAGCUGGUUUUGUUUCAAUCAGAAACAAGACCGGAGAAGAACAAUUACGUAUUGAAAGCUUAAGAGAGUCUCCUAUAUGGAGCUUGGCUUGGAGUCCUAUAAGAAUGGACUCUACAGAUAUUAUAUGUAUUGGAGAAUGGAGUGGAAAAUUAUCAUUUUAUUCUUUAAGUGGAAAAUUGAUUGGAAAAGAGAGAAAUUUUAAUUUCAUUCCUUUGAAAAUCACAUACUUUCCUAAUGGCCUAUAUAUUGCAGUCUGUGGAAGCAAUAAGAGGUGCAUUUUAUUAUCUAAUGAUGGGAUUCAGUUAGCCACAAUAGGAAACACUUGUACAUCAUGGACUUGGAGUUGUGAUGUCCACCCCGAAUUAAUGCACAUUGCUAUUGGUUGUCAAGAUGGAAGUAUUAUAAAUUUUGAAUUGAGAUGGAAUGUUAUUCAUGGAUUGUACAAGGACAAAUAUGCAUAUCGAGAAAAUAUGACAGAUGUUAUAAUUCAAAAUCUGGAAACAAAUCAAAAAGUUCGAAUUAAGUGUAAAGAACUUAUUAAAAAAAUUGCUUUCUACCGGGAUAGGCUAGCUGUGCAGUUACCAGAACGAGUAAUGAUUUAUGAGCCAUCUGGAAGUUCCGAAGAUAUGCAUUAUAGAGUCAGGGAAAAAUUACUUCAAUUUCUUGAAUGCAGUCUGCUCGUAAUGACGAAUAAUUUGAUUCUCUAUUUUGAAAAGCGUCUACAAAGUAUAUCUUUUGGAGGUUCAGUUAAAAGAGAGUGGAUUUUAGAUAGCUCGAUUUGCUGUGUCAAGGUGACAGGUGGUCCAAUAGGACAGGAGCGUUUGCUAGCCGGCUUAAAAAAUGGCCAGGUUGUAGAAAUUUACUUGGACAGUCCGUUCCCGAUAUUUCUAGCCCAAGUGCACGGUGCUGUACAAUGCAUUGAUAUGAGUCUGAUGAAAGAAAAACUAGCUGUGGUUAGUGAUCAAGGAGUGCUUUCAGUCUUCGACAUUCAUAAUAACAAGAAACUUAUUGAAUUUAGAGACGUUGACAGUGUAGUCUUUAACAGUACUUUUGAAGAAAUGUUGUGUUUUUCUGGGCCAAACUAUCUUGCUGUUAAAAUUGCUAAGUUUGUGGAGUUUCGACAAUUUUCUGGCACAAUCAUUGGUUUAAAUGGCUCGAAACUACACUGUCUGCAGGGAUCAUCAACUUUAACUAUUGAGAUGCCGCUGUCUUCAAUGAUGUACCAGUUUCUGGAGGCUGAAAUGUUUCAGACGGCACUGACAGUCGCUUAUCUUGGAGUGGCUGAAGCCGAUUGGCUAGGGCUAGGAGUCGCAGCACUCAAUCAGCUUAAGCUGACUGUAGCUCGUGAGGCAUUUUCGUGCACGUGGAACCUGCGAUUGGUUCAAGUGGUGAUUGAUCUGGAUGAGAAAUUACGCUCAGGAGACUUGAGCAUUGAGACUUGUCAAGCGGUUAGCUGCGCAGCUCUUGGACGUUACCGUGAGGCUGCACGGCUCUAUCAACGUGCUGGACUACAACGGCAAGCUGUCGAUAUGUACGUUGAUCUAAGAAUGUUUGAUGCAGCACAAGAGCUAACUGAUUUUUCGAGAAAUUGUGAAAAAGGAUCACUUCUGCGUCGUCAAGCUGAAUGGGCACGUAGUAUGGGUGAGCCUCGUGCAGCUGCGGAAAUGUUUUUUGCAGCAGGAGAUCCUCAGAGCGCUGUUUGCAUUGCUGUAGAGUACGGCUGGAUUGACUUACUACUGAAAUUGGGUCGUGAGCUUGACCGAGCUGAUCGUGAGACUUUAAGCAGGAUUGCCCAACGACUGCGUCAGUUGGGUGCUAGUCACGCUUCUGCUGAAGUCUUUUCUCGGUUAGGUGACGAGCCUGACGUAGCGGAUAUCCUCGUCAAUGCACAGGCUUGGAGUGAGGCUUUGGAGCUCGCAGAGCGCAACCCACAGCUAAAACCACGAGUCUAUGGGCCUUACGCUAAUUGGCUUGCUGAAAGUGGCCGCUUUUCCGAUGCUCAGCAAGAUGAGAUGACUGAAUCAAAAGAGAAGUACUUUCGAGAAUCAGCUACAAACUUUUGA